CUUAAAUUAUUUUUUUUUAAAUCCAUGUUUAACCAUGAUUUCUUAUGCUUGUUCUUAAAAGUUGAAGUAUUAUUGAAAAUAAAAAUAAUUUUGUAAAAUGCAAAAGUCGGAAACCCUAGAAAUUGAGAUGGAAUGCAAAGGUGUGCUGUUGGUAGCAACACCCUCACUUCUGCUGGCCAUCGAUCCGGCCAGGUUGACAACCCGUCCUGAAAAGGAUCUUAAAUCUCAGAUGCCAUCGCCACCGGUCUUCAAGGUGCUCAAUAUGGUGGCGAACGGGUUUCCCUACGGUAUGCGCUUCUUCGUACGGGAAUCCAAACUCUACCUGGUCGGCGACGAAAAAAGCGCGGAAGGAGUUUCCAUGGAACAACUUUAUUACGAGGAAGACGACAUCGAGGUUGAUUCGUCCUUCGGAACACAGGGGGCUUCCCCUUAUAUCUACGUAUCAGAUCUCACCACGCCCGAUUCCAUCACUGACUUAUGUAAGCUUCCGACCGCCAUGCUUGGCCCGAAACCUAAUCCCUAUAUUGCGGAAGUUGAAGGGAAGAUAUAUGUGCUUUACGGCAAUCCAUAUUUCUACCCUCAGGACGAUCUUCUUUUUCCAACUUUCGAAGUUUAUGAUCCAUCUGUGGGCCAAUGGGAAGCCCUACCUGAUCCUCCUUUCUACCCUCGAGAGAAUUGGAUAGACGUAGAAGAGUUUGAAGUACAUGCAAUUUCAGUCAUGGGAACCAGUAUUUAUGUGAAGGCUAGCAAAAAUUAUCAUUCUUACAAUGUCAAUACCAAAAUAUGGGAUUCGCUUGGUUCUAAGUUCUCUGCCACACCCCUCCUCCAUCCUAUGCAGUCUUGUAUUCAUCCUGCCAAGAUUGUGCCCCCAUAUGAUGACAUCUUCAUUGGCCUUCAUAGCGCCACCGCGUUUGCAGUCUUGAUUCAUAGCGAUGGAGCCGUCAUUAAUAUGGGUGAGAAGGAGAUGUGCGUCAUUAUGGCAGGUAUUUGGGAAGGCAAACACACUACCGCUUAUAUUACCACUUUUCACAUUGAGAAGCUGCAUGCCUCAGCUCAGGCCCCCGCUGUGACUAGUGCCGAAGGUUCCUCAGCUCCAGCCCCCAAGUGAGCCAAGCGAGCCAAGACUAUUGCGCCUCAGCACCUGUUCAAGAUAGUGAUGAGCUACCACCUUUUUUAUCUGUCACUUGCUUGACAAAAGGGAAGGAUAGAAGAACACUGUAUUUAGCUUGAGAUCAGUUUGAGCGCUUUAACUUGAGGGCAGCCAAGCAUCAUAUAUCCAUCUCAACUGAAACGAAAAGAGGAGAGAAAGGCAGAAAUGCUAUGGAUACUGUUUUCUGGUGCAAUCAAGUACUUGUAAAAUUACUUCAAAAAUGGUACUAAAUGUUGCAUUACUAUUUUAGCGAUUUUUGGUUAAGUACUUGUUAGACAUAUAUGCCUAAAGCAAUUGAUGGGCAUGGAGGUUGCUUGCCUUUUCUGUUGCCCACAUUUGGGUAUAAACGUAGUGAUGUAAUCAUGGAUUACACUUUAUUUUGAUCUGAUUUUAUUUGUGUUGCCCUUUCA
Messenger RNA from Vitis vinifera (wine grape), 1560 nucleotides. RefSeq lists its product as uncharacterized. The record is from RefSeq and is a predicted model, not a curated record. NCBI's taxonomy places the organism in Eukaryota, Viridiplantae, Streptophyta, Magnoliopsida, Vitales, Vitaceae. Bases 98 to 1108 code for a protein of 336 amino acids. Gene Ontology annotation, molecular function: protein binding. The transcript is spliced from 4 exons.